AUGAAGUCAUUGCAACUGGUGAUGAUGCCUUGCGUGCUGCUUCUGCAGCGUAGCGUGGGCGACGAGGAUGUGUUCCCUGUUCACCUCAUGCUUCAGGCGGCUGUCGGGCAGGAGGCAGACCGUGUACAGGCCUCUUGCGUUCCUGAUGCCGCUGCGGCCAGAUGGCGAGAAGGCUUCACGGCAGCCGUAGAGACGAUGAUGCAGAAGACGAAGCGCACGAUGCAACUGGGGUUGGCCUCCUUGGCCCGAGGAGUCUUGAUGCUUCUAGAAUCCACCAGCUGCGGGGACCUGGUGACGUUCCAACAGCUCAAGGGGCAGGCAAAGAGGCUCGAGGUUCUUGCCAGCACCCGUAGCCUCGCGGGGCUGGAUGCAUCGGUGAAGUACGAGCCUUUGAAAGCUCUUACGGUCGGUGGGGUUGAUGUUCACCUUGAGCUCAAUGCCCUCCUCGUGGCCUGGCAAAUGAACCGUGGCCCCAAAGAGGUCGGCUCUACCUUGGCCAAGUUUCUAGCUGACUUCUCCGAAGACGAUGCAGUGCAAGCCGGGGAGGUGCCCGAGGUGCCUGAGGAGCCGGUGGCAGCGGUACAGCACCGACCUGGGUCACUGCAACGCAAGGGCCAAUUCUGGACCACAAUGCUGAAUCAGGCUCUGUCGAGGCUGUCUGUGGCUGGAGAUCGCCCUAUUGUGGAUGCUUGCAUUUCCGACGAUUUGGCGGGCUUCCAUGCCGACAGGUUUGAUGAGGCGUUUGGACGGAUGAUGCAAAAGACGCAGAGAAGUAUGCAAGCUGGAUUGCGGCUCUUGGCCACGACAGUACAGGCUCUGCUGGCAACUUUGGAGGAGGGCGGCCAUUGUCCGCAGCUGCACUCUUCGCAAGGUGUGGACCGGCUGCGCCUGUCUGCGAAUCGCCUGGAGACGCUGGUUGGAACCCGGUCACUCAUCAACCCGGGGGUCAAAGUCAAGUACGAAGCGAUGCAGAUGCUGACUGUCGGCGGCCUCGACGUUCACCUAGAGUUGAACAAGCUGAUUGGAGCUUGGAUAUCUGACAACAGGGCAGAACAAGUUGGAGACGGCUUGGCUGAAUUUUUCGAGGACUUCAAUGCAAAGGAAGAGACCGAGCAGGACACCAGCAAUGGCCAGGAAGGCAUGCAAGACCCGGAGCUGGUGCGGAUGAUGUUGGAUGCAGUUGCCGCAGCCGGGGAAGGUGAAGCGGUGAACUGCUUCGAGAUCGAUCAAUUGGACGCUUUUGCGCACCAGGUAGAGAGCUCUCUCGAGCACAUGCUAAAGAAGCGUCGGAAGACCAUGCAGCAGGGGCUACGGGAGCUUGCUGAUGCCGUGAGCAAGCUCUUCACGUCCUUGCCUGCAGAAUGCAGGGAGCUGCCCGGCGCCCGGGCAAUCCUUCAGGGUGCAUCGAAGCUGCGCAAGCUCACUCGCAUGACCCUCGUGGACUAUGGAGCGUACAUCAAGUACGAAGCUCUUAAGUCGCUGGAGGUUGGCGGCGUGGCCGUGCACGCAGAGCUGAACGCCUUCAUAGCAGCAUGGAAACUCCGCAGUCGCCUAGAAGCCGGCCAACCAUUGGGUAUCCUUUUCAAGCGGCUGUCAUCCAUCACCGGGCAUGACGAGUUCUGA
Messenger RNA from Symbiodinium sp. CCMP2456, 1623 nucleotides. NCBI's taxonomy places the organism in Eukaryota, Dinophyceae, Suessiales, Symbiodiniaceae. The record is from the annotation of a GenBank genome assembly.